Molecule: messenger RNA, 495 nt
Organism: Adineta steineri
Lineage: Eukaryota; Metazoa; Rotifera; Eurotatoria; Adinetida; Adinetidae
Source: the annotation of a GenBank genome assembly
AUGUUAAAUCGAAAUCAAACAACAUUUGGUAUUGUUACAAUUGUUUCUACUAUAUUUAUAUUUAUUUACAAUCGAACAUCUAUAAAUAAUAAAAAUCUUUCACAUUAUCAAACUCAUAAUGAUUUACCUGAAUAUUCCAAAGAAUUUAAUGAACUUCGUCAUGAUAUGAAUGAUUUAAAAAAUAAAAUCUAUUAUAUUGAACAAACAAUUACAUCAUCAAAAUUUUCAAAUACAUUUAUCUUAUGGAUACAAAAUAUAUUUUCAUAUUUUACAUUUUUAUCAUCUUCAUUUAUAAUUUAUACAGUUUUUCUUUAUCUCUUUCAUUUAUGUGUAUUUAAUACAUCAACAACACAGACUAUUAAAUUAUUACAUAUUGUAAAUAUAAUAUCUUAUUCAGUCAUAUCGAUAUUAUAUACAUCAUUGAAACAAUUUCAUUUAACAAAUUUUGCAUGGCUACUUUUUGUUUUCUUAUUUGUUCGUCUUUGUAUACGUUAG